Molecule: messenger RNA, 6384 nt
Organism: Acipenser ruthenus (sterlet)
Lineage: Eukaryota; Metazoa; Chordata; Actinopteri; Acipenseriformes; Acipenseridae
Product: MAP/microtubule affinity-regulating kinase 4
Exons: 18
Coding region: 935-3280 (781 amino acids)
Biological process (GO): protein phosphorylation; intracellular signal transduction; microtubule cytoskeleton organization
Cellular component (GO): cytoplasm
Molecular function (GO): tau-protein kinase activity; protein serine/threonine kinase activity; protein binding
Source: RefSeq, a predicted model, not a curated record
UGUUUCCAGCCCUGCCCAAGCCCCGCUUGACGCGCUUCCUUCGCCCUCUCUCUCUCUCUCCUAUGUCUCUGGUUUGGAUAUUUUUUAACUGAACAAUUUCGAUACAUAUUCACCUUCUAAAAAACAAGGGAGUCUCUGUGGCGGAGAUGAAGUCCGUCUUUAAUCGAAGCUUCCCCCCCUCCGUUUAGGAAAGCCGGCGUGUUUUUAAACACUGUUUUUAAACGCGGAUUUGAUUUUGUAAAUAUCUCUGAAUGUUUUUCCACUGGCAACUGAAUAGAUAGACUUUGCGAGAGAGAAAUUUAUGCAAAAUGGGGGGGUCGGUUCGUUUAUUUAUCUUUCAAAAGCGAGGAUGUUUUUAAUAAGACAGGGGGGUAUAUUUUAAUACAUUGUAUUAUUAUUAUUAUUAUUAUUAUUAUUAUUAUUAUUAUUAUUAUUAGAUACACGUUACAUCGGAUCCACCAGAUAUUCCAGAUUGUGGUUGUUUUUCUUUUUGUAAAUCCGGCGAUGCGCACAAUACGAAUUGAUGAAGUCAGUAUUCUGCUAUUGUCAUUAUUCUUAUUAUUGUUGUCAUUCGUACAAUAGUAAUAAUGCAAAGCCUCUGAUAGCUCCCCUCAUUCCCGAACCCUGUGCGCUGAUCCUUUCGUGUGGGUCUGUCGUCGUUCGAUGUUUUUUAAUUUCACCCCAGCCACCCAAAAAUGCGGAUCAACUGAGGAGACGCAGCCCGGCUAUACAGGGAAAAGAAACCCGGGGAUUUAAACACAGAGUAGCGACAUCCAUGAUUCAGGAGAGUGGAGAGAAUGACAGCUGUGUGCUUUCGAACUGAACCGAUUCUGUAAAUAUAUUCAUGAGAGAGAGAGAGAGCGAGAUCGAGAUCUAGCGCUAUAUAAAUAUAAUUCAAUAUAUAUAGAGAGAGACACACUCGCACUCAGGGAACAUGUCAUCCAGAUCAGCGCUACCUUCCGGGAAUGAACGGAAUGCAGAUCAUCAUGCCUCUCUGACAGGAAGCCGCUCUGAGAAGGGCUCUGGUUGGUCGAGCCGGUCGCUGGGAGCUCGCUGUCGGAACUCCAUCGCCUCCUGCACCGACGAGCAGCCGCACAUCGGCAACUACCGGCUGCUCAAGACCAUCGGCAAGGGCAACUUCGCCAAGGUCAAGCUGGCCAGACACAUCCUCACAGGCAGGGAGGUUGCAAUAAAAAUCAUUGACAAAACCCAGCUGAACCCGACCAGCCUGCAGAAGCUCUUCCGGGAGGUGCGGAUAAUGAAAGGCUUGAAUCAUCCCAACAUAGUGAAGCUGUUUGAAGUGAUCGAGACGGAUAAGACUCUCUACCUGAUCAUGGAGUACGCCAGCGGGGGUGAAGUGUUUGACUACCUCGUAUCUCACGGGAGGAUGAAGGAGAAAGAGGCGCGAUCCAAAUUCAGACAGAUCGUGUCGGCCGUGCACUACUGUCAUGAGAAGAACAUCGUUCACAGGGACCUCAAGGCUGAGAACCUGCUCCUCAAUGCCGACUCCAACAUCAAGAUUGCUGACUUCGGCUUCAGCAAUGAGUUCACUCUGGGCUCCAAACUGGACACCUUCUGCGGCUCCCCCCCCUACGCAGCCCCCGAGCUCUUCCAGGGCAAGAAAUACGACGGGCCCGAGGUGGACAUCUGGAGCCUGGGAGUCAUCCUCUACACACUGGUCAGCGGAUCACUGCCCUUCGACGGGCAGAACCUCAAGGAGCUGAGGGAGAGGGUGCUCAGAGGGAAGUACCGCGUCCCCUUCUACAUGUCCACUGACUGUGAGAACAUCCUGCGCCGUUUCCUGGUGCUCAACCCAACCAAGCGCUGCACCCUGGAGCAAAUCAUGAAUGACAAGUGGAUCAAUGCUGGCUAUGAGGGGGAUGAGCUGAAACCACACCUGGAACCGCUGGAGGAUUACAGUGACGCCAAGCGCAUCGAGGUGAUGGUGGGGAUGGGAUACUCUCGUGAGGAGAUCAGAGAUGCUCUGACCAAUCAGAAAUACAACGAGGUGACAGCAACGUACCUGCUGCUGGAGCACAAGAACCAAGAGCUGGAUGGCCUGGACUCACGUUCUGGCAGCAGCCUCUCUCUGGCCCGGCUCCGCCCCAGUAAUGACAUCACCAACGGAACCAGCAAGCACCCGACAUCAUCGACGACGUCAUCGUCAUCCUCGCACAGCAAGAGCCAGCGCAGCUCCUCCACCUACCACAGGCAGCGCAGACACUCAGACUUCUGCGGCCCCUCCCUCCCGGCCGCUCUCCCGAAGCGCAGCCCCCCCAGCACGGGGGACUCUGAUCUGAAGGAGGAGCGCAUGGCGUCCCGCAAGGCGAGCUGCAGUGUGGUGGGGAGCCGCACCAUCCCCCCGAGCAGCCCCAUGGUGAGCAGCGCCAAUAACCCCAACAAGGCAGAGAUACCGGAGAGGCGCAAAGAGGCCAGCGUCACCACUAAUAACAUCCCUGCCAGCGCGAUGACCCGGCGGAACACGUACGUGUGCACCGACCGCUCGAGCACCGAGAAGCACUCGCCGCUGCAGAACGGCAAGGAGAACAGCUCUGUGUCUCACCGCGUGCCGCCCCCCUCCCCCUCCUCUCACAGCAUUGCUGCGGGGGCGUCCUGCUCCUCCUCCUCCAGUGAGGAGCGCUCUCGCCUCUCUCGCGGCUCCUCCAUCCGCAGCACUUUCCACGGAGGCCAGCUCCGGGACCGGCGGGGCCCCCCACACACCCCCACCUCCCCCACCCUCUCCCAUGACGCCUCCCCCCUGCCACAUGCACGCAGCCGGGCCACAUCCAACCUGUUCAGCAAGCUGACCUCCAAACUGACACGCAGGGUCACUCUUGACCCGUCUAAACGACAGAACUCAAACAAAUCUGUCUCCGGCUGCCCUCUACCGCAGGCGUCUAAAACAGUUAACGAACCUGAGAGAGUCUGCAGACCUCCGAUCACAAGUGGCUGUCUACCUGGGGAUUCGAAAGCGCUCGAGCCCGGGGGGAGCGGGCGGGGACCUGGCUGGAGUUUGAGGGUGGGGCGGGAUCCCUCAGAGGUGCUAGGGGCAGUGAGGGAGGGGGCUCAGGGCUGUGGGUGUCAGGUUCACCAGGCUGGCCCGUUCCUGCUGUCCUGCACGCAGGGAGUGGGGGGGACGCGCGUGGUGUUCGAGGCGGAGGUGUGCCAGCUCCCCGCCGGACCCCUCCUCACCAGCGCAGUGCGCUUCCGAAGACUCUGGGGGGCGCCCACGGGCUUCCGGGACAUCGCCAACCGGAUCAGCAGGGAGCUGCAGCUCUGAGGGGAGGGGGGAGAGGGGAGAGGGGAGAGGGGAGAGGGGAGAGGAUUGAAACUUGACGCACGCGCGCACACACACACACACACACACACACCCCUCCUCUCCUCUCGUCUUGUCUCCACUCCUCUCCUCCAAAAUUUCUCAAGUAUGUGUAGCUCUGAGGAGGGAGAGAGAGUGGGGCUUGAAACUUGAAAAGACACACAACAAACCCAGCAAAUCCUCCUUUCAAAUCUUCAAGAAAAUGUAGCUCUUAGGGGGUGCUGGGUAAGACACCCCGUACCUCCUCUCAUCCCCGUUCUCCCAUCUCCCCUCCUCUCUCCUCCCUCCCCCUCUCACCCCCUUCCCUGGAAUAGCCUGUUACUACAACUUGAAUACCAGCCUGCAAUUCUACACUCUCACACACUCACUCACACACACACACUCUCACACACACACACACACAAUUUUUAAUUUUAAUUUUUUAAUUUUUGUUAUUUUAUUUAGUUAACAGCUGCUAUUUAAAGAAAAAAUAAAUCUGUUUGUUUACAAAGGUGGGAAGAAAAUUCUGAUUUUGCAUUCCCUUCGUCUCUCUCUCUCUCUCCUCCCUCUCCCUUUAGAUGUAAUUAUAAUGAAUGGCCACCUGGUGGUGCUCUGCACUGUAUAUUGAAAACAGUAAGUAGAGGUAUUUUAAUUGGGGAGUGACUUGGCUCAGUAUUUUUAUUUCUUUCCCCCAGUUUGAUUUCAUUGUCAACUUGUUAGGAGAAACUGUGGCACCCCUUUUUCUACAAGUCAAUCACCUGAACCAAUUGGGAGCUACAGCCUCAUUCACAAAGUCUCUCCAUAGCUAUAUAAUACUGAAAGGACUGUCAAAACACUGCAGAGCUGUAUAGAGGUCUAUAGGAAAGAGAACUCAACACUGUAUAUGAUAUAUUAAUAUAUACAAUGGUAAAAAGAAUGAGUGGUGUGGGGCAUUCAUUGCCCUUUUGAUCACACCCUGACCCCUUACUUACUAAACACCCUGAAUAGAUAAUGAUCUCCUCUUUAAAUGUUUUUUUUUUAAAAAAGGGAUGCUGCAGUUGUUCUUGAUUGUCCCUAAACAGGAAGUACAAUUCAAUCCCUCACACCCAACUGUCAUUCACGGGAUUGGUUUUUCAUCUCAUCAGAAAGUUUACGAACGAGAGGAGGCUGUUCAGCCCAUCAGAACUUGUCUGGUUCAUAGCAGCUGCUUGACCUCAGAACUUGUCAAAUCGGCAAUAAGGAUGCCAGUAAUUCUGUCUCAGCAUGCCUAGGCAGCCCAUUCCAUCCCCUCACCACUCUGUGUGAAGAAGUGUCUCCUUCAUCAACAUGACUAGGCAGCCCAUUCCAUCCCCUCACCACUGUGUGAAGAAGUGUCUCCUUCAGCAACAUGACUAGGCAGCCCAUUCCAUCCCCUCACCACUCUCUGUGUGAAGAAGUGUCUUCUUCCCUCUGUCCUCAGUCUGUCUCCACUUCAUUUCCCCACAGUGUGUCCUCUGGUUUAAAGUAUUGGUUCAUGUUAACCUCGUCAACUCCUUUUCAGAUUGUAAAGAAUCGAGUAGUGAUUGCUGUGAACAUGGCUGAGCUCAAACUGUAAACAUGAGGAGAAGCUGAAACCAGCAAGAAUUUGAAACCCAGUCCCAUGAAUGAUAUGAGAGAGAGAGAGAGAGAGAGAGAUAUAUUGAAUCGUGUACAUCCUGGUUAGUGUACCUUUAGACAAGACACUGAAACAGAAGAGCUGGUGGAGAGCGAGGGAGAAGGGGACAGAGAAGAUGUAGAGAAGGGGUGAUGGAAGGAGAGCAGAUAGGGAGGGAGGGAGUGAGCCACAGGCAGUAGGCUGGUCCUGGGAACGUGCUCUCCUCUUCACACUCAGUUUUGUAUUUGAGUUUGUUACAUGAUGGUAUUGUUAUUCAAAUCCCUGUUGUAAUUCCAUCCCUCUCUCAGUGCUGUGGAGGGGAGAGUUGUUCUUCAAUAAAGCAGUAUUAUAAUUGCAGGUCCGCACCCCUUUGUGUGUCCCAGGACCCCCUGGCAUUCCCAGGAGAAAGAAAGGCAUUCAGAACGCAUUCUCUCUGCAGCCUCUUUCUGGAUUCCAGUAGUCUUGGAUUGAAAGUAGAUUCUUUUUGCAUUCAGUUUUUUUGUUUUCAAUCUAGUUGGAAUGUGUAUUUGAAUAUAAAGAGACUGCAGAGAGACAAGCUGCUGCAAUGCACUGUAGCUGUAUUGCAAUAAGUAUGUAGGUUUACAGUACAGAACUUCAACGAAAGCAUGCAAACAGAAUCCGCUUGAAUCCUAAACGGAUGUAAAUAAUUAUUGGAAUGUAAGCAAAUCUACUUGAUUCUAAUAUGAGUCUGGGACACAGCAAAGACUGCAUUAGAAUGAAUGCAUUUUGAAGGCAGAGUGGCAGUCAAGGAGGUUCCCAGCCACUCAAUGAACUUUGGCAGUUUCUCUUAGUAUUUUUGAAUCUACAACCCUCAGUCUGGUGCUGAAGAUGGUGCCCCCUGCUGGACCAGCCUGGAAGUGUCUUAGCAGCAGUGCAUCCUAGGAAAGCAAGUGGUUGUCUCUCAGCCAAUCAGAAACCAGCCUGCCCCCGCUCUUUGAUGCACUGACAGUGAGAGAGUGAGACUCCCUUAGUUAAAGUACACUGGGUGUGAUUCUCACUGUACUGGAGUGUGGAGUGAUACUGGAGCACAAGUCAGUCACACGUCUGCAGUGCAUCUUACCCUGUUACUGAAGUGAGCGAUGAGGCACUCUACUAUACCAGGAACAGAUUUGUCUGGUUUUAUAUAUUUUUUGCACAUUUGCCCAGCAGAACCCUGACUAAACAAUGGAUGGACUGAUACAGACUAACUACACUGAGCCUUCACAGACAGCUGCCUGUCCACCCCUCAAUCCCUCACUCUCACUCUCUCUCACUCCCACUCCCUCACUCUCACUCUCUCUCGUGCUCCCUGUACAAACCCCUCUGAGUGCUUGUAUUUGUAUUAUUGUGUAGAAAACAAAGAAAAUGGUCGAGUUUUUAAAUUAAGUUAUUAUAUUGAUGGCCCUUCUCGAGGGGCCUUUAGAUGUAAAACUGGGGGGAUAUGGACCCUCGCCAAAUAAAAUUCACCGGUAUUGGA